AUGCCGCAGCCUAUCCCUCGACCUCCAGGCGUGCCUUUGCUGGGUAAUAUUUUCAACAUUACCCCCAGCAAUACUUGGGCAUCGUUGAACAAGCUCUCCGAAGAGUAUGGAGAGAUCUUCCAGAUCACAGUUCUGGGCCAUACAAUUGUGUUUGUGGGUAGCGUGGCGCUCGCCGAAGAAUUGUGUGAUCAAAAGCGAUUCAGGAAGUAUGUUGGAGGGCCAAUAGUCGAAAUUCGGGCGGCUGUACAUGAUGCUCUGUUCACCGCGUUUGAGAACGAGUCAAGCUGGGGGAUUGCUCAUCGGAUCAUUGCACCACACUUAUCCCCGGAGGCUCUUGGGCAGCAAAAUUUUACAGAGAUGCGCGACUUGGCCAAUGAGCUCUUUGCGAAAUGGAAGAAUCUCGAAGCGAACACGGUCAUCUCACCACUCUCUGAGCUCCAAAGACUCGACCUCGAAACUGUCACCUUGACCUUGUUCGGCCAAAAACUGAACUGCCUAGAAGGGCCAGAGCACCCAAUGUUGAAAGGAAUGGAGGAUUCAACCUCUGAGGCGAUGAUGCGGCCGACGAGACUCUCAUUGGUGAACUGGCUCGUCUACAGGAACAAAUUCAACAAGAGCAUUCAGACCAUGCGGAGGUACGCAGCCGACGUCGUUGAGCAUCGAAAGGACAACCCGACUACUCGCCAAGAUGUCCUCACCGCAAUAAUGAACAACGAAGACCCUGAGACCAAGAAGAAGUUGACGGAUUCACAAAUCAUUGACGAGAUUGUCUCCAUGCCCAUUGGGAGCAGCACGGCGCCAUGCCUCCUCACUUCUGCCAUCUUGCUACUCUUGAGGAACCCCGACGUGAUUAGCCGCGCAAGACGGGAAAUCGACGCCGUUGUGGGAGCAGGCGACAUCUCCAUCGAGCAACUGGAUGAGCUGAAGUACGUGCAAGCCAUUGUCCACGAGUCUUUGCGACUGUCGUCCCCUGCGCCCGGCUUCAACAUCGAGCCCCUCCCCAGCGACUCCAAGGCACCCGUUCAACUAGCCGGCGGAAAAUACCAAGUUGCCCACAACCAGCCAAUGAUUAUUGUCUUGGCCGGAGUCAACCGCGAUCCGACUGUCUUUGAGGAUCCGCUGGCCUUCAAGCCAGAGCGCAUGAUGGGCGAGCAAUUCGAGCGGUUGCCCGAUGGCGCGAAGAAGUGGUUCGGUAACGGGAAGAGGGAGUGUAUCGGCAAGCACCACGCCUGGCAAUGGAGCGUGCUGGUUUUAGCCAUGAUGCUGCAAAAGGUUGAUUUUGAAAUGGCAGACCCCGAGUAUACGCUGGAGAAGGAUGGAUGGUUCAACGUUAGGCCGGUUGGGUUCAAGACCAAGGUGAAGCCGAGGGAGUGA
Metarhizium brunneum ARSEF 3297 is the source of this 1374-nucleotide messenger RNA. RefSeq names its product Bifunctional cytochrome P450/NADPH--P450 reductase (gene CYP505A3). Gene Ontology annotation, molecular function: oxidoreductase activity, acting on paired donors, with incorporation or reduction of molecular oxygen; monooxygenase activity; heme binding. NCBI's taxonomy places the organism in Eukaryota, Fungi, Ascomycota, Sordariomycetes, Hypocreales, Clavicipitaceae. The record is from RefSeq and is a predicted model, not a curated record.